AUGAAGAAUCGACGAGCAAAAUCUCACAAAAAAAAUAUAAAAAAUGAAGAAUAUGUUUAUAUUGAAUUAGAUACUAAAUGCAGUUGUCCACAAUCAUCUACUAGUGAUCAUGCAUCUAUACAAUUCGCUCGUCGUUAUCUUGAAUGUCAAGGUUCAAUGCCUCUUCGAAUUCUUCGUUCAUAUAUUGAAAAAGUUUUACCCCAUUCACCGAUGACACAGGUAUCAAUUUAUGAUUCAAAUGAUCGAUUAUUAAAUGAUUCUAUUCGUCUAAAAGAUCUUUCAUUAUCAUCAUCAUUAUAUAUUCCUCUACGUUUUACAAUGAUGAAUACUAUAACAUCAUUUGGUCAUUGUUUAUGUUUAUCUCCAUCAUCACCUAUAAAAAAUUCUUCAUCAUUUUCUCCAACAAUAAUUCAACGUGAAACAAUCAAUCGAACAUUAUCAACAUGUCCAUUAGUUCCAACACCGCCUCAUUCACCAUCUUCAUCAACAUCUAGAUCACCAAUUCUAUCAACAACAAAUCCAAUGUCAAUUAUUAAUCUAUUAACACCACCAUCUCCGCCAAAUUAUUCAUCAUUUUUAAUUGAUAAUAUUGUUGAAUCAAAUACAAAUGAUCAAUCAAUAAUUGAUAAAAUAACAUCAGAAUUUGGUGAAAUAUGUCCAUCAUUACCUAUAUUAAAACCAAAACGACAACGAAUAUUUAAAAAACUUAUUCCAAAAUCAUCAUCGUCAGAUAUUCCUCUGGAUCUUUCAAUAAAAAAACGUCCAUCAUCAUUUGAUUUGUUUUCUAUACAAUCGAAAUGGUUAAAAAUGAUCUAA
Messenger RNA from Rotaria sordida, 816 nucleotides. The record is from the annotation of a GenBank genome assembly. NCBI's taxonomy places the organism in Eukaryota, Metazoa, Rotifera, Eurotatoria, Philodinida, Philodinidae.